Molecule: messenger RNA, 1212 nt
Organism: Lichtheimia ornata
Lineage: Eukaryota; Fungi; Mucoromycota; Mucoromycetes; Mucorales; Lichtheimiaceae
Exons: 6
Coding region: 1-1212 (403 amino acids)
Source: RefSeq, a predicted model, not a curated record
AUGGCUGUUGUUAAGGAUCAUUCAACUGAAAAACGUCGUCAAUCGCUAUGGGAUUUCACUAAGCAAUUCCCUGACAGUAUUACUGUUGAGAGAUGGUUGUAUCAAGAAAAGGUUUAUGUGCAAUCCAUGAAGUGCAAGGCUGGAUACAACAUGAGCAUGAUCGAGAUUAGCAAGAAUGGGCAUCCCCAACUCGUGUGGAAAUGCACCCAUAGACCCUGUGAAGAUUGCAAUCGGCAGCAGAAGUCACUUCGUGAAGGCAGCUUUUUCUCUGGCCUCAAGAUUGGUAUGCAUCAAGUGCUUGGGAUCAUUUGGCUUUACCUUUAUAAGGUCGAGAUGAAGGGUAUUAGGGAUUUGACUGGUGCUAGUGCUCCAACUGUGCGCACAGUCAUCCACCUGCUUUAUAGAUUGAUGAACGCCGAUAUCAAGGAUGAAUAUAUGACUAUCGGUGGAAAGGAUAGUGAUGGGAAUUCCAUUAUUGUUGAGGUGGAUGAAUCAAAAUUCGGAAAACGCAAGAGUCAUCGAGGCCAUCGUGUUGAAGGUGUUUGGGUUGUUGGGGGCGUUGAGAAAACUCCUGAGCGCAAGUUGUUCUUGACCACUGUCGAAGACCGCAAGAAGGAUACACUCCAUUUGAUCUUGGGAAACUACAUCAAGGCAGGUAGUGAAAUCCGUACCGAUUGCUGGAAAGGAUACUGUGGUUUGUCGCGUUUGUCUGGUAAGCAGUACCGUCAUAUGACUGUGAACCAUGCAAAGGAGUUCAAAACCGUGACUGGUGUGCAUACCAAUACCAUUGAAGGUACAUGGAAUGGCAUCAAGUCCCUUAUUCGCACCCGCCAUCGUACAGCUCCAACAAUGAAGUACCGCCUUGCUGAGUUUAUCUUCCGGCGCAAGCACGCAAAUGACCUUUGGGGUGGUGUUGUCAAGGCAUUAAAGGAGGUAUCUUUUGACAAGUUUGCUGCACAAGAUGAUGUAGAUGAGGAAUUCAUUUACACAGAAGUGCGUCGUGAAUGUGCCGAUUUGGAUCACGAUGAUUCGGAGUUUGGAGAUGAAGAUGGAUGGGAGACUGAAACUAAGAAGGAUGUGUCAAAUGAAAGGAAGGAGUGUGCCAAUAUAGCCAAGAAGGACAUGUCAAGUCAUGACAGUGAGCAUGAAGAUGAUGAGCAAGAUGGCAGUUAUAGGCUAGUCAACCGUAAAAGAAAGCAACGUCGUAACUAG